AUGCUAACCAUCGAGGCAGUAAAAGGCAGGCGUGUGAAGACUACCAAUACGCACUUGGUCAGCGAGGGGGACUACGCCUUCAUUCUGAUAGGAGACCUGUACCCUGUAGUGGGCAGUGGGGUGCAUUCAGGCAUGGGCGACCUGACAUUGAAAAUACACGAGCAAUGUUGUGGCUUGGGGCAAGUUUCAGGGGUUUUUUGGGGCACCCAUCGAUCCUCCUGGAAGUGGGUCGCCCACUCGCCCCCUUGCGACCUUGGCGGGAGUGUACGAACUACGCCGAAUGUAGCCGAGGCGCUCCAUUCAGUCGCUACGCGUGAUGCCAUUGAGCCGAAAGUGAAAAUAUUACAAGGAACCGUUGUCGGAUCUGCUGGUACUAAUGGUUACUAUGAAUUUCAUGGCAUUCCGUACGCUGAUUCUACAUCUGGUAUCAAUAGAUUUAAGGCUCCCUCACCACCACCCACAUUUCGAAAUGAGUUUAUAUCGAACCGAAAAAAUGUUAAAUGUAUUAAAGCUGUGGGAAAAGGUUAUGAAGGUACCGAGGACUGUCUGGUAGCAGACGUAAUGACACCCACGCUAGAUAGUACAAGAGGCUUACCCGUUAUGGUGUGGAUAAAAGGCACAGAAUUAGAUUCACGAGAUGAUUUGGACAAUUCUUUGAGGUUUUUGGAAAAGGAUGUUAUAGUUGCUCGCAUACAUUACAGAGAAUCAAUACUAGGGUUUUUAUGCUUAGGAACGGAAAGCGCUCCGGGUAAUGCUGGACUAAAAGAUAUCAUUGCUGGAUUGAGAUGGAUUAAAGACAAUAUCUCUAAAUUCGGUGGAGAUCCCAAUAACGUAAUUCUAGUUGGACACGGCAGUGGUGCAGCUGCUGUUGAUUUAAUAACCCUAUCACCACUCGCAGAAGGUUUGGUUCAUAAAGUCAUAACACAAAGUGGAACGGCCCUGUCCCCAUGGGCUGUCACACGCGACAAUCUGAAAUAUGCCAUUAAAGUAGUAGAAGCUCUAGGCCAUACGGUGACAACUGUAGAUAGGCUAUCAGAAGUUUUAACUCAAACCAGUAUAGCAGCACUGAUGGCGGUUAUAAGUAAACUUGAUAUUCCAGACAAUUCGCUAGCAUUUGCUCCAUGUGUAGAAAAAGAAAUUGAGAAUGUCGAAGCGCUAAUGCUAAAAUCACCCUAUCAAACUAUAAAUGAUGGAGAGCAAUUGGAAAUACCUUUCAUGACCGGAUUUGUUGAUUACGAAGGUACAAUACGAGCAAACGAGGGUGUAAAUAAUAAUUGGCUCGAAAGAAUGGAUAAUUCAUUUAUAGAGUUUUUACAAUCCGAUUUAGAAUUUGUAUCCGAUCAACAAGAAUUGCAAACCGCAGAAACAAUUAAAAAUAAAUAUUUUGGAAAUGGACCAAUUAAUGAAACUCUAAUAAGAAACUUUCUAAAAUAUAAUGGUGAUACGAUGAUAUUAGUAUCUACUAUAAGAGAAGCUCGGUUUCGAGCUUUGCGUUCCAGUUCAAAUGUUUACUUAUAUCAAUUUUCGUAUAGAGGAAAACGUAGUGAAGAAGUCCUAAAUAGGCCAUUACAAAUAGAAAGAGCAGGUCACACAGAAGAAUUGGUGUAUAUGUUUUCAAACGAAGAUAAAUUGAGUGGUUUUGAUCUUGCCAUUGGAGACAUUCUUAUUGAAAGAUGGACAAACUUCGCUAAAACUGGAACACCAACAAGCGAAACCUCUCAAACUGUUUGGCAACCUUACUAUCCUAAUUCGACUCACAGCAAUUAUCUAAGGAUUACUGAUGAUCAAGAAAUAAUUCAACGUGGAAACGCUUAUUUAGAUAUUGACUCAACAGAUCCUCAUCCAUCAAGUAUGGCAUUUUGGGAUGAAAUUUAUUCUCAGUUUUUUGCAGAUGCUAAAAGCAGAUGGAGUCUAAGAAAUGGUAAUGAGACUGAUGAGGAAGGUAACGGCGAUGGUGACGAUGGUGAGGAGGAGGGCGAACCAGGAUCGGCAUCUACGGCUGUUGGAUACACUUUUGUAAUAUUCUCCUUCUUUGCAAUUUUGAAUCAAUUCCACAUAACACAAAUACUUUCUUAG
Messenger RNA from Pararge aegeria (speckled wood butterfly), 2076 nucleotides. RefSeq names its product venom carboxylesterase-6-like (gene ae3). The transcript has 6 exons. The coding region runs from base 1 to 2076 and encodes 691 amino acids. NCBI's taxonomy places the organism in Eukaryota, Metazoa, Arthropoda, Insecta, Lepidoptera, Nymphalidae. The record is from RefSeq and is a predicted model, not a curated record.